GUGGACCCCGAGUCUGAGCACCUCCCUCGCCCGCGGGGAACAAUAGCCGCCGCCUGCCCCGGGCGGCCCGGCGGUCGCGCGGCACAAUGGCCGUCUCGGGGCCGCGCCAGCAUGUGACGCGCGCGCGCUCGGCGCUCGCCCGGCCUGCCGCAGGGCGCAGUCAGCACAGAGCCGGAGCCGCCGGGCCGCGGCCAGGCUGCCGGAAUCCACCUGGCACACUUUCGGAAAGACAAACGCGGUUCCUCCUACUUCAGAGCCCCAAGUCUGGGCCAGCUGGGAGCCGACCCGAAACCGCAAGCGGAGACGCAGGCACGCGGGGUGAGCGCUCACGGAGGGUGCGACGCCGCCCCACGCCCUGCGGCGCGAGGCCGGUCACCCCCCGCGCUCCGGGUCCCUACUGCCGCCUGCCGGCCCACCGCCCUCCCAAGAGGCGGGCCCCAGCGCCCGUCCCCGACGCACGGUGGCUCGGUAUCCCCAGGCCCCCACACCCGCCGCUUCCUCCCUGCCCCGUCGCACCCUCAGCGCUACUCCACGCCACAACUCCCAUCUCUCCCAAGGCAGAACAAGACAAAUCCCAGUGGGUCACAAGGUUUUUGCAGACACACAAAAAAAGGCUCCCAAGGGACUAGGAUUCCGGGAAGGGGCGGAGCUAGUUUCGUUCUUACUUACCUGCAAGAGUAAUUUGUGUGGGAGGAAGCAGGAUAACACCCUGUUGAACUUGGAACUAAACUUGAAUGUCAUAUAAAAAGAACAAUAAAAAUACACUUCAGAUACCAA
This is a messenger RNA of Callorhinus ursinus (northern fur seal), 777 nucleotides long. NCBI's taxonomy places the organism in Eukaryota, Metazoa, Chordata, Mammalia, Carnivora, Otariidae. The record is from RefSeq and is a predicted model, not a curated record.